CGUCAUGCCAAAAUCUGACAGCCGAGUCGGAGUCGAAAACAUAAUCAUCGUCGUCGUUUUUAGUAUAAAAACUGUAUUUGAAGCGUGUGACAAGUGCCUUGAAUUGUCUUAAAGUGGAAAUAUUCUACAAUGAGCGAAGGAUUGACUGAUAAGGAAGCGAAGGAGCUGCUGAAGCUGCCGGAUGCAGAGACGAAGGAUUUUCUGUUCCAGCAAACGAUGUACCGUAUCAAAGACCCGCGGGCAUCUCUUCCGUUCUAUAACGAGGUGCUCGGUAUGAACUUGCUCUGCAAGCUCGAUUUCCCAGAAGCUAAGUUCAGUCUCUACUUCAUGGGCUUCGAAGACAUCGCUAACCAGCCGAAGGAUCGCAAGGAAUGUAUGCAGUGGGCGAUGAGCCGUAAAGCGACUCUAGAGUUGACUCACAAUUGGGGAACGGAGAAUGACCCCGAGUUCAAGUAUCACAACGGAAACAGCGACCCUCGUGGGUACGGUCACAUCGGAAUUAUGGUCCCGGACGUGAAGAAGGCCUGCGAAAGGUUCGAUCGACUAGGCGUGGAGUACGUGAAGCGUCCAGAUGAGGGUCGCAUGAAGGGACUGGCAUUUAUCAAGGAUCCGGACGGCUACUGGAUUGAAAUUUUUAGUGCAUCUACGGUCCAAGCGCACUGAAACAAUAGCAAACCUCAAACCAACACGGUAAUACGGUUAUAUUGGAUAUUUUUGUACGGUAUUGAAAGUAAAACGGGAUUGUUAAAAUGUAACGAAUGGUGGUUAAAUGUUUCGUGCUUAAUAAAACCAUUGAUUCCAAUCAGUGAAUG
Molecule: messenger RNA, 812 nt
Organism: Anopheles coustani
Lineage: Eukaryota; Metazoa; Arthropoda; Insecta; Diptera; Culicidae
Gene: Glo1
Product: lactoylglutathione lyase
Exons: 4
Coding region: 130-663 (177 amino acids)
Molecular function (GO): metal ion binding; lactoylglutathione lyase activity
Source: RefSeq, a predicted model, not a curated record